Molecule: messenger RNA, 2744 nt
Organism: Larimichthys crocea (large yellow croaker)
Lineage: Eukaryota; Metazoa; Chordata; Actinopteri; Sciaenidae
Gene: naa15b
Product: N-alpha-acetyltransferase 15, NatA auxiliary subunit b
Exons: 20
Coding region: 1-2595 (864 amino acids)
Biological process (GO): N-terminal peptidyl-methionine acetylation
Cellular component (GO): cytoplasm; NatA complex
Molecular function (GO): protein binding
Source: RefSeq, a predicted model, not a curated record
AUGCCGACAGUUACUUUACCGCCGAAAGAGAACGCGCUCUUCAAGAGGAUUCUGCGAUGUUACGAACACAAGCAGUACAGAAACGGACUCAAGUUCUGCAAACAAAUCCUGUCCAACCCGAAGUUUGCAGAGCAUGGAGAGACCCUGGCGAUGAAGGGCUUGACCCUGAACUGUUUGGGGAAGAAGGAGGAGGCCUACGACCUGGUGAGGAGAGGCCUGCGCAAUGACCUCAAGAGCCACGUCUGCUGGCAUGUAUACGGACUGCUGCAGCGCUCGGAUAAGAAGUACGACGAGGCCAUCAAGUGUUACCGCAAUGCUCUGAAGUGGGACAAGGACAACCUGCAGAUCCUCAGAGACCUGUCCCUGCUGCAGAUCCAGAUGAGAGACCUGGAGGGCUACAGGGAGACACGGUACCAGCUGUUGCAGCUGCGUCCGGCACAGCGGGCCUCCUGGAUCGGCUACGCUAUCGCCUAUCACCUCCUGGAAGACUACGAGAUGGCUGCAAAGAUCAUCGAGGAGUUCAGGAAAACACAACAGACGUCUCCAGACAAAGUGGACUACGAAUACAGUGAGCUACUGUUGUACCAGAACCAAGUGCUGAGGGAAGCAGGCCUGUACAAGGAGGCCCUGGAGCAUCUGUGCAACUACGAGAAGCAGAUCUGUGACAAGUUGGCUGUGGAGGAGACACGAGGAGAAUUACUGUUAAAGUUGGAGCGUCUAGAAGAGGCAACAGAAGUCUAUCGCCGUCUGCAGGAGAGGAACCCAGAGAACUGGUCCUACUACCACGGCCUGGAAAAUGCCCUGAAACCAAACAGUGUAGAGGAGAGACACAAGAUCUAUGAAGAUGCCUGGGAGAAGUUUCCUAAAGGACUGGUUCCUCGCCGACUGCCUCUCACCUUCCUCUCUGGUGAGAAGUUCCGAGAGUGUCUGGACAGGUAUCUGAGGAUGAACUUCAGUAAAGGCUGUCCGCCUGUCUUCACCACCCUCAAGUCACUGUACAACGACAAAGAAAAGGUGGCCAUCAUAGAGGAGUUGGUGGUCGGCUAUGAAACCUCAUUAAAAAGCUGUAGAAUGUUCAACCAGAACGAUGACGGUAAGGAGGAACCACCAACCACGUUGCUCUGGGUGCAGUACUUCCUGGCACAGCACUAUGACAUGAUUGGCCAACAGACGCUUUCUCUAGAAUACAUCAACGCAGCCAUCGAGAGUACGCCUACGCUCAUCGAGCUCUUCCUUAUAAAAGCCAAGAUUUACAAGCAUGCUGGGAACAUCAAAGAGGCCGCUCAGUGGAUGGAUGAGGCCCAGGCUCUGGACACCGCUGACAGAUUCAUCAACUCAAAGUGUGCCAAGUACAUGCUGAAGGCUGGCAUGAUCAAAGAGGCAGAGGAGAUGUGUUCCAAGUUCACACGGGAGGGAGCGUCAGCGGUGGAGAACCUCAAUGAGAUGCAGUGUAUGUGGUUCCAGACGGAGUGUGCACUCGCCUACAAGGGCAUGAAUAAGUUUGGGGAGGCUCUCAAGAAGUGCCAUGAGAUUGAAAGGCAUUUUGUGGAGAUCACGGACGACCAGUUUGAUUUCCACACAUACUGCAUGAGGAAGAUGACGCUACGCUCCUACGUGGACCUCCUGAAGCUAGAGGACGUGCUCCGGAUGCAUCCCUUCUACAACAAGGCUGCCGUCACGGCCAUCCAGAUCUACCUAAGCCUCCAUGACAAUCCCCUGACCGACGACAGCAAGGAGCUGCAGGCCGACACUGCUAACCUCUCGGACAAAGAGCUGAAGAAGCUGAGGAACAAGCAACGGAGAGCCCAGAAGAAAGCCCAGCUGGAGGAGGAGAAGAAGAACGCGGAGAAGGAGAAGCAGCUUAAGAACCAGAAGAAGAAGAAGGAGGACGAUGACGAGGAGAUCGGAGGGCCCAAAGAGGAGCUAAUUCCUGACAAACUGGUCAAGGUAGAAAAUCCACUGGAAGAAGCUGUCAAGUUCCUAAUGCCUCUCAAACAUCUGGUCAAGGACAAAAUAGACACACACCUACUGGCCUUUGAGAUCUACUUCAGGAAAGAAAAAUACCUGUUGAUGCUCCAGUCAGUGAAAGGAGCAUUGGCCAUUGACCCAGACCACCCAUGGUUACACCAGUGUUUAGUCCGCUUCUUUAAAGGAGUCUCGGAGAGCAAGGAGCUGCCGGAGGUGGUCAGGACGGUGCUGAAGCAGGAGAUCACCCGGCUGUUCGGAGACAGCAACGCUAAGAGCUUCAACCAGGCCUACCUCACCAAGCACUCAAACUCCGUACCACACCGACUGGCUGCUGCUAAGAUGAUGGUGUAUCUGGAUUCAUCGACGGAAACGAAGGCAGCAGAGCUGGCCACUGCACUAGAUGAGUCACUCGAAAACAGAACCAUACAGAUCAGCACAGAGGUCCUGGAGUGUCUUCGGAGUGGCGUCCUAGGCGACUGUAAGGAGCUUGCAGAGUCGUACCGUGCGGAGUGUCACAAGCUUUACCCCUACACGUUAGCUUUCACGCCCCCUGGAUACGAGGAGAACACCAAGAUCGCCAAUGGAGAUGUUUCCACGGAAACAGAGGAGCUAGCCAACGAGAUGUGAGCGUGACAGAACAACAGCGGAUGAGAAAAGGAAUUGGGCCGAGCACGGAGCCUUGUGGUACGCCUGGCAGCCAUUUUGUAGAGCCAGACACAGGAAGCGAAAAAUUUGGGUGUUUCGUUCUUUGGCUCAGCUUAAUUGGGUCUGACAUG